GUCGUAAAAAAAGCGGCGGCGCCAUGCGGCGGGGUGCGGUAGUAGUCUCCGUGCUGUGCUUGGGCGCCGCCUGGCUGCUGGGCCGCGGGUUCGAUCCCCGCUCCUGGCUGCAGCCCCGCAGCCGCCUGCUGAGCGCCGCCGAGUUAGGGCGGUACCGCGGGGCGCCGGGGGACCCCGGCCUCUACCUCGCUCUUCUGGGCCGCGUCUUCGAUGUGCAGCCCGGCCGCAAGCACUAUGGCCCCGGCGGGGCCUACAGCGGCCUAGCAGGAAGAGAUGCCACCAGAGCGUUUGCCACUGGAGACUUCACCCCGUCAGGCCUGGUGGACGAUGUGUCUGCGCUGUCGCCGGCUGAGAUGCUCACCAUCCAGAGCUGGCUGUCCUUCUACAGCACCAACUAUGCCUGUGUGGGGAAGCUGGUGGGCAGAUUCUAUGAUGAAAAUGGGGCACCGACAGAGGCCUUAAGGCAGGCUGAAGCUGCCAUUGAGGAAGGGCUGAAGUUCAAAGCAGAAAGCGAUCAGUGGAAGGAGCGGUUUCCACCCUGCAACUCUGAGUGGAGCUCUGCCAAGGGCAGCCGAUUCUGGUGCUCCAGGCAGAGUGGGGGAGUGAACAGAGACUGGACUGGUGUGCCCCGGAAGCUGUACAGGCCUGGCUUGAGGGGAAGCCACUGCGUGUGUGUGAGAACCAACGGCCCCCCGUGGGGCCAGCAGGGCUCAGCCCAGCACAGCGACAGAGGUGACCUGGAUAACCCCCACCUGCAGGAAUACGACGGCUGCCACCCGCGGGCUGAGCAGUGCAUCCUCAGCACGUGACACUGAUCUGAGGGAGCCAGAAGGGCUGCAGUGAAACACUGUGCUUAGGUGGGCGAUUCCAGCUCCGUUCCCUCCCAUCUGUCUGUGCAAAGGGAGCGAUGGCAAUUUCAUGUUCUGUGACUUUUAACACGUGGAGAUGGAGGUGGGAAAAGAGAAACACUUGAACCAGGUGAUAAUUACUGGCUAAAAAACUGGCACUUUUUCUUAGUGCUUUUUUCCUCACAGUAUUUUUACAUCUGGUGACAAACUGUAAGAUGCACAGCCUGAGCUAUGCUUAAAAAUGUAUUUCUUGUACAGUCAGGAAAUAGAUGUUUGUGUGCACAGUGGUGAGCAUAAUGUGUUGUGCUUUAAGGCAGCAAGCAAGAAUUGCAGCAGCGUCACUGACUUCAGUUUAUGCACAGUCCUCCAUUGUCACCUGAAGUCUGCUUACUGCUGCUGCCCCUUCCCUGACAACUGCUUUGCUCUGAAGAACGUGAAGGCAGCAGGGAGAAGCCUGACUCUCUCCUACAAUUGCAGUAUGUAGCAUCCAGGAACUUGUGCAGCUCAUACACAAGCUCUGCUUAUCAGAUCCAUGGAAUCCAGAAGGCAAAGGUCAGAGCUGCAUUUCCUCAUUUCAUGUUUGUAUUAGAUACUGAGCAAGGAAGAUAGUGGAUGCCACCUAUGAGGAUUGCUGCUUAAAGUUGACCUCACCAUCCUUGUUUGGUGAUUCACUACUUUAAAGCUACCCAGCCCUGCAGUUUGAACUAGGUGAUAAUAAAAUCUACAUACAGUAUGACCA
This is a messenger RNA of Gallus gallus (chicken), 1587 nucleotides long. It is a transcript of the gene CYB5D2, whose product is annotated as cytochrome b5 domain containing 2. NCBI's taxonomy places the organism in Eukaryota, Metazoa, Chordata, Aves, Galliformes, Phasianidae. The transcript is spliced from 4 exons. Gene Ontology annotation, cellular component: membrane; endomembrane system. The record is from RefSeq and is a predicted model, not a curated record. Bases 24 to 809 code for a protein of 261 amino acids.